AUGUUCACUAUCGACGAUAAAGUGAAGCGGCUGAUCGCGGUGCAGCUCAACUUGGACCUUCGAAAUGUAACGAACUCCGCAAGUUUCGCGGACGACCUAGGAACCGAUGACUUUGACACGACAGACCUGAUCAUUGCCUUGGAAGAGCAUUUUGAUACCGAGGUUUCGGAUGAAGAAAGAGAAAAGAUGAAAACUGGUAAACCUAUUUCUCCUAACAUAUGGUGUUGA
This is a messenger RNA of Penicillium odoratum, 228 nucleotides long. RefSeq names its product acyl carrier protein. NCBI's taxonomy places the organism in Eukaryota, Fungi, Ascomycota, Eurotiomycetes, Eurotiales, Aspergillaceae. Gene Ontology annotation, cellular component: cytosol. The record is from RefSeq and is a predicted model, not a curated record. Gene Ontology annotation, biological process: lipid A biosynthetic process; fatty acid biosynthetic process. The transcript is spliced from 3 exons. Gene Ontology annotation, molecular function: acyl carrier activity; acyl binding. The coding region runs from base 1 to 228 and encodes 75 amino acids.